Boleophthalmus pectinirostris (great blue-spotted mudskipper) is the source of this 6166-nucleotide messenger RNA. RefSeq names its product BTB and CNC homology 1, basic leucine zipper transcription factor 2a (gene bach2a). NCBI's taxonomy places the organism in Eukaryota, Metazoa, Chordata, Actinopteri, Gobiiformes, Gobiidae. The record is from RefSeq and is a predicted model, not a curated record. Gene Ontology annotation, biological process: regulation of transcription by RNA polymerase II. Gene Ontology annotation, molecular function: RNA polymerase II cis-regulatory region sequence-specific DNA binding; DNA-binding transcription factor activity, RNA polymerase II-specific; protein binding. The coding region runs from base 259 to 2403 and encodes 714 amino acids. The transcript has 5 exons.
CAUCCUCCUGACACACGCAUAGCUUAUCCACUCAAGAGGUCCCGUGUACUACUACUACUACCACUACUACUACUACUACACCAGCCAACAGCGCGCGACGACGACCCAUAUGUCCACGAGCGAUCGCUACUAUUGAGUUCUCUUUACGUUUAAGGGGCUGCCGUGUUGGAGAGGGGGGAACGCACCGCGAUGUGGACCCACUGUUUUUGCUGAAACAAGCGAACGCGGACGUGAAGGAAAUCGGGGUGCUGUGGAGUGAUGUCGGGGGGAGAGGACCGGGAUGGCGAGGCGGUGGCGCCCGUGUACGUGUACGAGUCCAAGGUGCACUGUGCUAACGUGCUGCUGAGCCUGGAGGAGCAGAGGAGGCAGGGCGUGCUGUGUGAUGUGACCGUGCUGGUGGAGGGGAGAGAGGUGCGCGCUCACAGGGCUGUACUCGCUGCCAGCAGCAGGUACUUCCUCCAGGCGCUACUGCACAACGGGACCCCGGGCGAGAGCGAGCUGGUCAUCACCCUGCCAGAUAAGGUCACAGCUAAGGGCUUCGCUCCGCUGCUCCAGUUUGCCUACACUGCCAAGCUCGUCUUAAGCCGUGAGAACAUCCAUGAGGUGAUCCUGUGUGCGGACUUCCUCGGUGUUCAUAACCUGGAGGACUCCUGUUUCCGCUUCCUCCAGGCCCAGCUGCAAAACGACAGCCAGCACGCCAUCAACGGAAAGGCGGAAUCAGACGAUGACGUAAUGACCGAAGAGUUCAACGAGGCUCUCCCACUGGGCGACACUACAACGGACCACAGGCAGCAGACCAAUCAUGUAGCACCCACUGCGCCACAGCCCAAGUACAGCCCCAAAUACAGGAAGUACCAGUACCCAAUCAUCGACAACAAGCACAAUGGCGAGAAACAUCAUGACGAGAUUGUUUUGCCGAAUCGUACCUCAGCUAGCCCGCUCAACUCCCACUACCAGGAUCCUUCGCAACCUCUCCUGACGCCAUCGCGGAUCAAGGAAGAACCAUAUUCGUUUGAGGAAGCCAGAGAAAACAGGAAUGGUUACAAUCCCGAGUUGUGCACGGAGGAGGUGUUGGAGAUGGAGUUGGAAGUGGAAGGGGUACCAGUAGCAGCAGAACACUCGCCUAGCCAGGGCUCGCCCUCCUCCUGUUUACGUUCCUACCUCCAAAGGGGCGGCUUGGACCUGAGCGCAGUGCCCAGUACGACCAUCCAACAACUCCUCACCAACAGACUGUCUCUCAACCAUUACAGGGAUCUCGUGAAGGACCGCGCCAGGGACAAGAACAUGGACAGAUCGAAGGCAUCAUCGUCGAAACAUGAGGGCGAGGUAGACAGGCGAAGUAGUGUGAUUUUCUCAUCGGCGGCUGGGGAGAGACACAUGGGUCCUUCAUACAUUGAAGACACGUUUCGAGAAAAAGUAUCAGCGUUGAUGCAGGUGGAGUCGCCUUCAAGCGGGCGGUCAUGUCUCACCACAAGUUGCCCCAUCAAACCAGCAGCCCACUCGCCUUCUCCAUCAGAGCCCCAAACACAAACCUCCAGCUCCAGAUCUUCAUUCUCCUUCCCGGACGAUGGUGGGAUCGGGGUUUCGCCAUCCAGCAUGCCCCAGUUCGACUACUCCUCGUCCCCGCGCUCAGGUUCUAUCUCGGGGCUCUCCCACUGCCUGGCCGGCCUGGUGGAGCAGAGAACCCCUCAGGACUGCUCCAAAAUCAAGACUGAACAGGGCUUUGGUACCAGCGGAAUGAACUCCAGUGAUGAGUCUGGGUCUUUCUCAGAGGGGGACAGCGAGAGUGGGGUCUCCAUGAGGGUCUCGGGGCCUGAGGUGAAACUGCCCUUCCCUGUGGACCAGAUCACAAACCUGCCGCGGAAUGACUUUCAGAUCCUGAUCAAGAUGCACAAACUGACCUCAGAGCAGCUCGAGUUCAUCCACGACAUCCGCCGCCGCAGCAAGAACCGCAUCGCCGCCCAGCGCUGUCGGAAGAGGAAACUCGACUGUAUUCAGAACCUGGAGUGUGAGAUACGCAAACUGGUUUGUGAAAAGGAGAAGCUGCUGAGCGAGCGCAACCAGCUGAAGGUGUGCAUGUCAGAGCUGUGGCAGAACCUGUCCUUUCUCUCGCAGCAGGUGUGUAGAGAUGUCCAACCUCCACCUGUAUCCGCCAGCAUCGACCUCACCUCCACCCCGCCCUCGCCUUCCUCUUCCUCCCCCCGGGCCUCUCCUCUGAGGCCCGGCACUCCCACGGACAUGGGCGAAGAGGAGCGCGAAGGGGUGGACGUGUCCCAAGACUGCCCCCUGGUGGUGGGGUCCACCGAGGAAGUAUGUAGCCCCACUGUCACCGUGGAUUUCUGCCAGGAGAUGACUGAGAAAUGCACAACAGAGGAACAGCAGCAGAGGCAGGGCUGCACCUAAAGUUUGGGCCGGUCCUAGGUCCGAACAUACCUUGAUAUCUGAUGUAUUUUGUCUUUUUGUAACGUUGUCUCAGCAAUACUGUUGAACAGGUAUUUUUGCAUCGCGAUCUAACAAAUGCACUGGCAGCUUCUCUCUUUCUCUCUGUCUCACUCUCCUCUUCCUGUCAGCGUCCUUCCCAGUGCAUCAUGGGAGGUUAAACUCAGGAAAUGCUCCGAAUGUUCAGUAAUUUCUCAUGUACAUGCUUUUUGCUUCACUGUCCAGUCCUGACUUGAAUAUUACAUUUUGAAAUACAAUUUAUCAUUGUUGUUAGCCUAGCUUCUAAGAAUAAAGCACACAACAAUAAGCUGGACUCUCCUAGUACUGAAUAUUGAUGCAAAAAAGUUCAUUUCUACUGAGGAACAUGUGUAGGCCGACCAUUUUAUAGGCCAUUUACAGUCGCUGUAAGCUAUGCCAUGUUAGUUUGGUCAGUAAAGUCAGACUUCUACUUCCAGAGACACAGCACAUGUGUAAUAAGCUCUCACCAACUAACUUAAACGGGCAUUAUAAUGCUAAAGAGAGGGGCAAAUACGCUGAGCUAAGCUAACAACUGCUAACUGACUUGUGCAAUUUUCCACAUGCAAAGCUUCUUUCCUCUAAUAUAGUUGAGUCUGUCAGUGGUGUUUGAGUGGAACAGGACAGUGAAGUGAAACCCUACCAAAGGUGUGUAUUUGUAAACUGCUACAUUUGGUCAAAUGUCUCAUUAUGCAAAGCUUGUUUUGUCAAAUGUUCACAUUUCUAUUUUCUCGUAGACAAAGGAUAUAACGUUUUUCCUGCCUUUUUCAAAUCUGUGCAAAGAGACAGAAUCACAUAAGGCUGAAGCACCACGCAGCGCCUCCAAGAGGCGACGUGAAGCAUUGAAUGAACACGAACGUGAGGUGACACUGGCACUUAACCAAUCCCAGAGAAUCACUCAGAUGUGCAGGUUCAAAGGUCAUGCUGGUGUUUUCUGUUUCGUUUUCUGAAGCAAUGUGACAUGUAGAUAUGUUUAAAAUACAUAAAGUGAACUGUUUUUGUUGUUAUUGUGAAAUAGCAAGUACAAUCAUUUCUAAGAAUUGUAAUAAACCAGGCUGACACAGGCCUCCAAAGGUAAACAUUGUAGUUUAAAACUUGAAAUGUGAAAUAAGAUGAAACCCAAACAAAAACACCAGUAUGCUCCUUUAGACACUACCUUAAAUGAAACGCUUAUUUAUUGUGCUAUAUGUAAUAUGAAUAGUGUUGUACUUAUGUAUGCAAUGUUAUUUUACUGUACACAGCAGCACUAAAUACCCUGAGGUCCAGCGUGAGUGUAAAACACAUCUGUUUUCAACAAUUGGCACAAAACGUAUAAAAACAUGUAAAAUAAGGAGUCUGUACACUUAAUAGUGAACACUAUGAAGUCCACUGCUCCAAAUACAACACAAUGGCACAUUAUUGAUUUAGGGAGAUGCCAAAUUCAUCUGCUGUUGAAAAGUCGAUGAGGAAGCACGUGGCAGUGCUGAGUGCAGCGGCUCUCUGCACACAGCACCCACAACAGCAUCUGAAUAAUGGCCUGUCGACAGUAUUAGGACAAAUUCACUUUUAGUUGAUCUAUGUAGAGCUAAAAACCCAAUGUGUUGGUGUUCAACAUUAAAACAAAAGUUACAAUCAAAAACCUGUUAUGUAAAAAGUGAAUUGAUCCAAUAAGCCAAGCUAAACUCUUAUUCGAAUGUACGUCUUAACAGAUACUUUGAAUGGUUAUAUCUCCGUAAUGUGAACUUAUUGCUAACUUAUUUAUUUGGUUGUAUGUGGAAAGGGGAAGGGGCGGGCUGUAGAGGAAAACGCAUAGAUGUACAUUGUAGGUCGGUAUCGGACUGAUAGGACUGAACUUUGGUAAUAGAUGUAAUUUUGAUUGUUUAUAAUUUGUCUUUAUUUACAUGUCACUUAAGUUGUUCUAUUUUAACUCAAAGGGUGUAUGUUUACAAUUUUGUGCAUUUCUUGUUGUUAUUUUUUGUUUUGUAAAAAUAUAAGAAGUCCUUGCAAAUUAGGUUGUAGAAAAAUCUGCUAAAUUAUUUUUUAGUGUAAGUUAAAAUUGUUGACUUUUUGAGCAUCUGACAAGUGCAGCUACAAGUUGUUGCCUUAGAGGUUACAGAGGCCAAACUACUAUAUUCAGUAAGGGAACAAGGAACUGUCAAGCAAAAACUGUCUCAAAAUACAAAACGUGGCCCCCCAAAACGGGACAUUAGAAAGAGAUAUAAUGUUAGCAAUCGUGAAGUUUACAAUGAACCAGAUCCUUGGACCAACUCUGCUUUGUUUUUUCCACUCUCUGAAUCUUAAUGAAGGAAACUUUUUUGAAAUGUUUUUUUUUUUUUUUGUAAAAUGGAACUAUUUUGUUGCUGUACACUUAGCAUUACAAAGAAAAUAGUCCUGACAGUUUUUUUGAAAAUUGACAGUUUCUCUAAAUGAAACUUUCUAAUAAUCUGGCAGUAUAAAAAAAGUUUUAGAUACAUAUUGUUAAUAAAAGACACAAGAUUAAAAGGCCCAUAUUACGCUAUUUUCUCAUCUGUUAUAAUGCUGUUUCCUCAUCAAAAACAUACCUGGAGUUGUGUUUUGUUUCAUGUUUAUGUUCAACACACAAACCCUGCAUAUAUAAAGUUCUUUUCUCAAACUGAAAACACUGUUGCACCUUCUGAUGUCAUAAUUCAUUAACACAGGAAGUGCUCCAUUGCGGUUUUAAACUCUAUGCCCUUUUACUAGAAUCAUUUGGAUAAUUUCAGCCUUGGAAUUGUCAAACUCUACUGAACUAAAGGUAAAGGGUAUCUGUUAAUGUGAAAAUUACCACUUGAUGAUAUCACAAGAUGGAACAGAGAAUUUUGAGCAUUGGACAGACUAAUGAUAAGAUUAUUUAAACAUGUGUGAAUGAACCUAAACACAACUCCCAGUAUGUUUUGAAGAGGCAGCAACAUUCUAACAUGAUUUAAAGCUCACAGCAAUCAACUCUGCGUAAUAUACUUUACACUUUUAAAUAUGUAUGAGCUUAUUAUAUCUUACAAUACAAACACAAAAUGUCUCCAGACGCACUGAAGUCUAAACCUAGAUAUGACUUUUACUGAUAGCACUUGAACAUAACAAAAAAUUUAACUUAUCUAGGUUAGUUUUGAAACAAUCCUUCUUACUUUGAAAUACCUACAAAUAAUAGUAAUAUAUGUCAAAAAGCAGUCAGGACUAUUCAACAUCACAGUUUAAUAUGAUCAUUUCUUUCCAAGCUACAUAACUGGAUUUCACUCAGGCCAAAACAUACUGAAAUGAUUGUUUUUAUGAAGGACUUUUGGAUCCCAUGCCUUGACACUACAUAGGAAGUACCUUAAUAGUUCACGUUUACAGUGGGGAGCAGUUGGGGGGCCACUUCCAUUGAUCUUGCUACAGAUUGUGAUUUCAGGGUUCUUUUAAAAACCUUGGUUGAACGGACUCUUCUCAAACACUUAUCUACCUGGAUUCAGCAUACCUCUUUGUAUGAAUAGACCUGUACCAUAGACAUGUAGAAACUUUAUGUGGCAUCAUUUCUAACUUUUUACACUGGUAUCAUUGUAUUUGUAGACUUCUGGUGAGCCAUUUUUUAUGUGUACUUUACUUUGGGUACCUGCAACAUGACUGUUAUUAUCGGCAUUUUUAUUUUAUUUUUUAUCUUUGACUGUUCGAUUUUAACAUGAUUUUUUGAUUUAGAUAUUUGUAAAUAUAUUGUGCGAGACGUCAUGUUUUCUUUAUUUGA